Molecule: messenger RNA, 2073 nt
Organism: Cydia fagiglandana
Lineage: Eukaryota; Metazoa; Arthropoda; Insecta; Lepidoptera; Tortricidae
Gene: Ugalt
Product: UDP-N-acetylglucosamine transporter
Exons: 6
Coding region: 211-1236 (341 amino acids)
Biological process (GO): pyrimidine nucleotide-sugar transmembrane transport
Cellular component (GO): Golgi membrane
Molecular function (GO): UDP-galactose transmembrane transporter activity
Source: RefSeq, a predicted model, not a curated record
GACACUUUUCUUUUGACAUUUACUUGUGCUAAACAUCUAAAAUACUCCACAAUAAUUUAAUUUAUUUAUGUUGUUUAAAUACAUAUUUUAGAAUUAUGCUCUUCAGUGUUUGAUAAAAUGUACAUUGCUAAUAUCGUCUUCAAAUUGUGACCGGCUUUUCUUCGUCAUUGAUGAAAUACAAAAACAUCAAGAGGACGAAACUUUAGCAUUAUGGAUGAAAUGAAGAAAUCAAUUAUUGCACCAAGUAGCAACAGACGGGUGAAUAAUGGAUAUCUUAAAUAUGCGAGUUUAGUCAUAUUAACGGUUCAGAAUGCUAUUCUGGGUCUCAGUAUGCGCUACGCCCGCACCCGGGAUGUGGAGAUGUUUUCCUCAGCAGCUGCUGUACUUUUAGCAGAGUUAGUAAAGUUUAUAAUCUGUACUGUUCUUGUGAUGCACGAGUCAGGCAGUAUUAAGGGCGGCGUCCAUUCAAUAUAUGCCACGGUGAUAUUAAACCUGGAAGACACUCUGCGAGUCUGUGUCCCAUCCUUCUUGUAUAUAGUGCAAAAUAAUCUACUUUAUGUCUCCGCCUCCAACUUGGAUGCUGCAACAUACCAGGUCACAUAUCAGUUAAAAAUAUUAACGACGGCAUUUUUUGCCGUAGUUGUAUUAAAACGGACUUUAAAAAGAUGGCAGUGGUGUGCUUUGGCAUUACUAGCCAGUGGCAUAGCGCUGGUCCAACUUUCGUCUGAUAAUGGAUCGGGAAAAGUGGCAUCUACACACUUACCACAGCAAUCCCGGAUUCUAGGAUUCGGAGCUGCUUUAGCAGCUUGUUUUAUAUCAGGAUUUGCUGGUAUCUAUUUUGAAAAAGUCUUGAAAGAAUCAGACAUAUCAGUGUGGAUGAGAAACGUUCAGCUAAGUUUGCUGUCGCUACCAUUUGGAACAGUAACUUAUCUAAUAAACGAGGGCUCGUUGAACCACCUUCUCAGGGGUUUCGACGGAUUCGUCUGGUACUUGGUAAUAUUGCAAGCGGCGGGAGGGCUUAUAGUCGCCGUGGUUGUUAAAUACGCUGACAAUAUAUUAAAAGGCUUUGCCACUUCCGUGGCCAUAGUAAUAUCUUGUGUAGCAUCUAUGUACAUAUUUAAUUUCCACUUGACUGUACAGUUUACGGUUGGUACUGUAUUAGUUAUUGCAUCUAUAUUCCUUUAUGGUUAUGUACCCAAGAAGAAAGCUGAAGUUCGGACUUCGCUGAGUGUUUAAUAAUUAAACUAAACCUAAAGUGCGUAACGUUAUAUAAAAGCUCAUAGGUAGGUCAUAAGCCUUUGUGCUAAGAAAUUAAUACCUACUGGAAUUAAUUUAGUUAAUAAUAAAUGCCACUAUGUUAUAUUUACUUAAUUAUUAAAGUACAUUAUAAGUUUAACUUUAUUUCUUGUGUUGACAGAAUGAAAACAGGUAUUUUAUUUUAGUAAAUUUAACGCCUAGUCAUGGGCGCCAGCAGCGGGGUGCAAGGGGGUGCACUUGCGCCCCCCUGGCAGGAAAGAAAACACGUAGGAAAAAAUACAAAAUACAUAUACAUAUUUUUUACCUGACUGCGCCAGCAUUAUUAUGUUAUUGUUUGAACAUUGACACGUACAUAAAUGACGGCAUCGAGUGCUUCUAUUACACAUAUGCACCUCCCUGAAAGUAAUCCUGGCGGCGCCCAUGCGCCUAGUCGUCGCGAGUUAUUAACCAGAAGUGAUUUGCACGCAGGAGAUAUUUAACCUUUCGUUUCCGCUAGAUAUGUGUGAGGAGGCGUAGGGACAGCGACAAAUACCUAUAUUUGUUAAGAACACACAAACACAUGCCUCGUUGCGCAUCGUCGCACAUCUCUGGUGAAAAUGCAGCCUAAGGCGGUUAUCCACCUAAUAAAAUGUGGAGUGUAGAAAAGACUUACAGGGCAGUAGAUAAUAAACUAACCAGAACCUUGAAAAGCUAACUGUUACUUUGAACACCUUACUGCAUCUAAUAAAAAUAUUUACAUUACUUAUGGUGCUACUUUCCCACACUAGUGCGGCAAUAAGCACUUUCCGUGCGUAGGUAUGUCGAAAAUUUAAACAU